Molecule: messenger RNA, 867 nt
Organism: Cutaneotrichosporon oleaginosum
Lineage: Eukaryota; Fungi; Basidiomycota; Tremellomycetes; Trichosporonales; Trichosporonaceae
Source: RefSeq, a predicted model, not a curated record
UCGCAGUGCAUGGCCCGCUCCUCUUUCUGUGGCAACGGUGCAUGUUCUUUCCAUUUUCUCUCUCUCUUACUCUCGUGGACAGCAAUGACCUAAGAUGACAUCGACGGUCGCGGCGCCCACACGCACGCACUCAUACAGCGCGCCCGCGCGCACCUCGGAAGUGAGCUUGAGCAGCACGACGAUCGUUGCGCUCGGCAUGGGCUUUAUUGGCGCGGCGCUCUUCGUCGUCGGCCUCGUCGUUCUCAUCCGCGUCGUCGUCGUGACGCGCGCGGUGCGCCGCGAGCGCGCACAAGGCCAGACAUCCGACUUCGCCUCGAUGUGGCAGCGGUACGGCGGCGUGUGGGGCCUUCUCUUCGCGCCGGGACAGGGUAUGGAGUGGACGCCGGUGCGUGUGCGUCGGCGCGCCGUCGGCCCCCCGCCGAAGAUGUGGGACGUCGACAUCGCCAAGCUCCAGCCGGAAGACGAGUUCGACAUGGAUAAGGAGGAGACGCAGCCUCUCGCAGCCGCACCGUACUAUGCGCCCGGAUCAAACGUGCCCGAGUGCGCAUUCUCCGUCCUCGUUGUCAUGCCCGCCCCGCCCCAUCCGCUUGAAUCAGAUGAAGAACCCUCCCUCCCCGAUCUUAUGCUUGGCACGACACAUCUGCAACCCACAAUACCGCUCGCGGAAGCCGGACUGAAGAGUGACGACGAAUCCGACAAGCGCUCCGAAUUCGAGUAUGUGGUCAACGAGCUCGACCUAAUGCGUGCGCGCAAUCGGCGCGAGCUUCACUGGGCCACGGUUUGGGGCAUGGACGCCGGCGGGCGCAUGUGAUGAUUACCCCAUAAUGGUACAUGUUGUGAGAGAGUGUAAUCUAUGUAAUGCCAGUG